Molecule: messenger RNA, 954 nt
Organism: Erythranthe guttata (spotted monkey flower)
Lineage: Eukaryota; Viridiplantae; Streptophyta; Magnoliopsida; Lamiales; Phrymaceae
Source: RefSeq, a predicted model, not a curated record
CACAUUUGAAAACGUCGAUGACAUUAUUAUAUGAUUUGACGAAAUAAUGAGUUUGAUGAGCACAAGGAUUGAGUCAUUGCCGGAGGAAUGCCUAUCACACAUCAUAUCUUUAACUUGUCCACAGGAUGCGUGCCGUUCAUCUCUCGUUUCGUGUAUUUUCCGUGAUGCAGCCGAUUCCGACUCGGUCUGGGAUAAAUUCCUGCCGUUGGAUUACCCUGACAUCAUCUCCAAUUCUGUUUCUCCCUUUUUCUUCUCCUCCAAAAAGGAUUUGUAUGCUAAGCUUUCCUCUACCCCUCUUCUUAUUGAUGGUGGUCGAAAGGUAUAUUACAAAUACUUUAAUGUAAAAAAAAUACAGACAUUUUUAUUGGACAAAUACACAAAUAAAAGAUGUUACAUGUUGAGUGCAAGGGAACUGUCAAUUACUUGGUCUACUAAUUCUCUUUAUUGGUGCUGGAAACAUCUCCUUCACUCCAGAUUUCCUGAAGCAGUAGAGCUUGUAAUGGUGUCUUGGCUUGAAAUACAAGGAAAAAUCAACACAAGAAUGUUGUCCCCAAACACGACUUACGGCGCUUACCUCGUUGUUCAGAUUGUUAAACGUGCUUUUGGAUUAGACGACACACCUUUGGAGGUUUCAAUUGAAGUCGGUGAUUAUAAAAUGCGAGGAAAUAUUUGUAUGAAUCUCAAUGAGUGCCAAAGGCAAGGAGGAUAUGAAGCAUUUUGUGUAGUGGGGCAAAGGGGUCCAUGUCCACGUGGCGAUGGAUGGUUGGAUAUCGAGUUGGGAGAAUUCUAUAACGACGAGGGUGACAGAGAGGUGAAAAUGGAGUUUAAAGAAAUUAAGGGUGACCGGCUUAAAGGAGGGCUACUUGUUGAAGGCAUUGAGCUUAGACCCAAGCCUUGAUUAAACUUUAAGUUGUAUUUGGAUGGAAGUCUAAUAAAUACCGACUACACUUAAAG